AUGAGCACUCGCCUCAUUAAGGUACUUAGCAAUUUCUACGGCAAUGCAAAAACUGGGGUACGAAUUAGCAGUGAUGAGAAAACUAAAAGUAGCAGCAUUACACAAGGCGUUCUCCAAGGAGACCCUCUCAGCCCGAUACUGUUCAUGCUCCUACUCCACGACAUGGCAACUCUCUUCCGAAGCAGAGAGCACAUAAACGUGGAAAAGAAGAUGGAACUACUCCUAUUCGCCGACGACGGACUCCUGUUAUCAGAUGACAUAGUCGACAUGCAGCAUAAGCUGAACACUCUCGCUGAAUACGACGAGUUAAACAAAAUGACACUGAACACGGAGAAGACUAAAGUCAUGAUAUUUAAUAAUCAACAAGAUACUAGAGGCGCAGCAGCACAACCAACGAAGACAGAACCUCCACCAUCAACAAUUCCGAAAGUUGUAAUCAGCGAGACUGAAGACGAAGCCAAUAUCCAGAGUACUCAACGAAUUCAGCACAUCAAGACGAGAUACUCGGAGAUGAUAGGGCUACCCGCGGCAGGUCUCACUGUGCAUCAAGAGAUUCUACUGAGGCAGCUAAAGUUUAGAGUGGAGAGCAUCACCCACAUUUAUAAGGAGCUCACCAACACGAUCAUGAAUGACGAGGACAUCACCGUGGAAGAGCUGGAUGGACAGAAAGAAANUAGAGUGGAGAGCAUCAUCCACAUUUAUAAGGAGCUCACCAACACGAUCAUGAAUGACGAGGACAUCACCGUGGAAGAGCUGGAUGGACAGAAAGAAAUCCUUGAGACCUACUGGGCAGAGUUUCUCUCACAGCAGGGAGGCAUAAUCGAAUAUCUCCCUCACGAUCAUCCCUACUUGACUGAAGGAAUCUUCGAACAGACAGCUGCCACAAAGGAGCAAAGUAUAAAGCUCAUCAGUAAGCUGAAAGGUCGGCUGUCGAAGAAAACUCAACCAGCAAGCAAUUCACCAGGCCAAGAACACCCAGACAAGCUCAGACGUCUGGAUUUGAAGGCUUUCGACGGCACCCCAUCCCAGUGGAAGGAAUUCAGAGAUCUCUUCAGCUCGCUGGUCGGUAGCAAAUUAACAAUCGCACCAGUGGAGAAGUUGAUUAGACUCAAAAGCAGCCUCAGAGGACCUCCAGCUACUCUCAUAUCGACAUUGGACAUCAACGACCAGAAUUAUGAAAAGGCUUGGCAAAAGCUCAAGGCGAAAUACGAUGAUCCAAGAUUGGUGGCUCAGUACCUGUUCAAUCGAAUACUGGAGCUGCCAAAGAUCACCAAGGCAACUCAGGAGAAACUCAACCACAACACAGCAGCAGCAGUCGAGUCGCUAGACCAGCUACGAGAGGUAGUCGGUCUCUCAGAUGCGAACUUGAUUGAACAGAUGAUCGCCCACCUGCUGAGGAGAUCAUUAGAUGCAGAAACCCUCAAGCAGUUGGAAUUGAAACUGGGAGACUCCAGAGACUUUCCCAGUCUGAAGGAAUUCGUCGGAUUCGUCGAAGCCUGCGGCAGAGGAAUCAACGCAGGAUCAGAGCUUCAUGCAACACAGGAAACCAACAUCGCCGACAGGAAAUCACUGAAGAAGAAGAAGAGCUCUUACGCAGUAGCUACUCAACAAGACAGCAACGCUGAGAGGAUUCUUCCGAGAAACUGUUGUGCCAUGUGUAAGGAAAAACACUUCAUUGCUGAGGGCCAGAAAUUCAGAGAGUUGCCCCCAAUAAAGAGGAACAGCGUGAUCAUAAGCAAUGGCCUCUGCUUCAGCUGUCUGGGACCUCACCGAAAGACGAAGUGUGUCUCAACGAAAAGAUGUCAACAAUCUCAACCCAGUACAUCAACGGCAACAGUCAACCUCAACAACCAGCGGACCAGUGAGAAUGCAGAAACAACUCAACAAGAAGCAGAUCAACAAUCAGUGCUGUUAGCAACAGCGCAAGUCAAAGUAAAAUCCCCAAAAGGAUUCAUCAGCAGAGCCAGAGUACUAAUUGAUCAAGGAUCAGAGGUGUCAUUUAUCUCUGAGAAAUUAGUACAUCAACUGCACCUCACAAGAACAACAGAAACGUUGGAAUUAAUAGGAAUUGGCGGAGUCAAUUCAGGCCACACAAGAGGAAGGGUGUCAGUGACGCUACAAGCAAUCAACGGGCCCCAGCAAGUAAAACUCAACGCCCACGUCUUGAAGAAACUCACAGCAAUCCUGCCAUCAUUUUCCUGUGAAUCAGUCGACAUCGGCUCACUAGAAAACCUUCAACUAGCUGAUCAACAGUAUCUCCAGCCUGGACCAAUAGAUAUAAUAAUAGGGGCUGACAACUACGGGCAGAUAAUUAAAGAUGAAGUUGUCAAGUCUAAACAGUCAAGAUUAGUUGGCCAACGAACAGCAUUUGGUUGGAUAUUAUCAGGUCCAAUCAACUGCUCCGGUCGCUCAACGAGGGUCUCCCUAUCAGCUGUAUGGGAAUCUUCAAAUGAACGACUACUAGAGCUUCUACAAAGGUUUUGGGUCCAGGAAGAAUUACCAGCCCAACGUUCAGACAACUCAGAGCUAUCACAAGACGAGCUGGAGUGUGAAAAACACUUCAGAUCAACACACAGCAGAGAUUCAACAGGGCGUUACAUUGUAAGGCUCCCAUUGAAAACGUCAGCAGAAGCGCUCGGGGAGUCAAAGUUCAAGGCUUCACGACAGCUCAAAUCAACAGUCAGCAAACUCAACAACAAUCAGGAAUAUGCCCAGCUCUACAAGGAGUUUAUCAACGAGUACGAGGCUUUGGGACAUAUGCAGAGAGCACCCGAUUCUCCAGAACCUACCCCAGCCUAUUAUCUGCCACACCACGGGGUUCUGAGAGAAGAGGCCAUCACCACAAAACUGAGAGUCGUUUUCAACGGCUCCAGUCCCAGCUCAUCAGGUAUGUCACUCAAUGAUAUAUUAUAUCCUGGUGGAAAAUUGCAGAUCAACGCCAUGGACGUCUUGACAUGGAUGAGAAAGCACAGACUCGUGUUUGGCACCGACAUCGUUAAGAUGUUUAGACAGAUACGAGUUCACAGGGACGAUUGGGACCUCCAGAGAAUUUUGUGGAUUGAUGAUAAUCAGCAACAAAUCUCCUAUCAGCUAACCACAGUCACCUACGGUCUCAACUGUUCUCCAUGGCUAUCUCUGAGAGUUCUUCAACAAUUAGCGGAGGAUGAGGGUCACCGCUUCCCAGCAGCCGUCGAGACAAUCACCAGAGGUCGGUACGUUGACGACAUCUACGGCGGAGCUGAGUCAGCAGCAGAACUCAAGGAGAUAGUCUGGCAACUACAAGGACUCUGUCAGGCUGGAGGCUUCGCUCUUCAGAAAUGGAGCAGCAAUUGCCCACGGCUAUUGCACGAGCUCGGAUUAUCAACAGAGGAAGCCGUAAUCCAGUUUGAAGAAUCAGUCACCAAAGUUCUUGGAAUGUGUUGGCAUCAGUCGUCCGACACAUUCAGGUAUAAAUCCAGAGACUUCAACACACAGACGAUCACCAAAAGGGUUGUAUCUUCAGAGAUAGCUCAGAUCUUCGAUCCUUUGGGCUUCAUCGCUCCAGUCGUCGUAAAAGGGAAAAUCCUCCUACAGGAUCUCUGGAAACUCAAAUGUAAUUGGGAUGACCCCCUCCCCACGGAGUACACUCAACGGUGGGAGUUAUUUCGCCAGGAACUCACAGAAUUGGACAAAGUUGCUGUACCCAGAUGGCUCAAUUUAACAUCAAAAGAAAGUAACAUUCAAUUACACGGAUUCGCAGAUGCUUCAACCGUAGCUAUGAGUGCAGUGGUGUACAUACGCACCAGGAACAUCAACGAGCCAGCUUCAACAGUGAUGGUCUGCGCGAAGACAAAGGUAGCACCGAUCAAGCGCAUGACUAUUCCAAGAUUAGAGCUUACAGCAGCUCUCUUGUUAACACAACUAGUAGCCUCAACACAGAGGAUGCUUCAGCUCGACCAUGCAGAAACUCAUCUUUGGUCGGAUUCAGCAGUAACACUCGCUUGGAUCAGAAGCCACGCAUCAAGGUGGAAAGAUUUCGUCCACAACAGAGUGGUCAAGAUCCAGGAAACUCUCCCGAAUGCCAUCUGGAGACACGUCAGUGGGAAAGAAAAUCCAGCCUACUGCGCAUCCAGAGGCAUAUCUCUAAGUCAGCUAGCAAAUCAUCAACUUCGGUGGUCAGUACCUGAGUGGAUUAAUCAGGAUCCUGAAGAGUGGCCACAAUCAACAAUUGACGCUCCANCAAUCAAUAAUUGA
Messenger RNA from Diachasma alloeum, 4233 nucleotides. RefSeq lists its product as uncharacterized. The record is from RefSeq and is a predicted model, not a curated record. The coding region runs from base 1 to 4233 and encodes 1410 amino acids. The transcript has 3 exons. Lineage: Eukaryota; Metazoa; Arthropoda; Insecta; Hymenoptera; Braconidae.